Messenger RNA from Ixodes scapularis (black-legged tick), 879 nucleotides. RefSeq lists its product as uncharacterized. Lineage: Eukaryota; Metazoa; Arthropoda; Arachnida; Ixodida; Ixodidae. The transcript has 5 exons. The record is from RefSeq and is a predicted model, not a curated record. The coding region runs from base 1 to 879 and encodes 292 amino acids. Gene Ontology annotation, molecular function: amine binding. Gene Ontology annotation, biological process: symbiont-mediated perturbation of host defenses.
AUGCUGUCCCUGAAACAUUUGGUGUUCUGUCUAAGCGUUUCUGCGACAUGCGCCGACGUAGAGUUUGAAAGUUGGAAGAAACCGGCAGACAACAAUCCUGACCUGAACAGAGAAAACUUUGGCGCGAUGCAGGAUGCCUGGAAGACAAUCAAGUGGAUGGAGAGUCAGAGCUAUUAUCUAGUUUAUAGUAGCGGGUUGGGGACAAAAGAACAUUACAAAGGUAUUAGCUGUCUUCACGUGCAAACAAGUGACCUCAAUGACACAUUGAAGAGCGCCAACUACACAUCAAAAUGGUACGACGAAAAAUCUAAAACAAUGAAAUCAAAAACACAAUUUGUUCAAGCUGUAAAACAAAAGGAUUAUAGUAUUGAAAAUAAUAUGCAACUGGGCCAGCCUAAGCGUAAAGCCACAUCACCAAAUGGAAGCUGCUACGAUCUCAAUUUCAACUUCCUCUGCGAUAACAGAGGCUGCACCAUAUAUCAUCCGGAGUGUUGGGGAACACCCUACAUUCAAUAUUCAGAAAACUACGUGCUAUUCAGCAAUUCCUUUUGUCAUAUACUGAGAUCACUACAAAAUCGACUGGACUCUGCAUCUUGUGAAUUCUGGUUGAGGGAAGAUUUGUUAAAAAAUGUGACGAUUCCCCAAGUCACUACAAGAGCACGAAGCGAAGAAAGUGAGGAAAAAGAGAAGGAAUUUGACAGUUCGAGUAAAACUACGUAUACGUAUAAUUCCUUAUUUAAGGAACUUCCGUCCAGCUGUCGAUACGCAUUUCUUCUCAACUGUGGAUAUCCGACAUACCGAAUAUAUGACAAGGAAGAUUGCGACAAGAGAGAUAAAACACAGAACGCCGCGUCGGGUGACGUAAACGCAAGUCAUUAG